AUGGGAAGUCUUGGACAAAGAGAUUCAGCUCCCAACUGGACACCGUCUUCCUGGAAGGCUCGGCCUAUCAAACAAGAUGUAAAUUAUGAAGAAGCUACUGCGGUGCAGAAGUCACUGGAGAAACUCAAUCGUGUCCCUCCGAUAGUCACGCCGACCGAAAUAUUAAAACUGAGAGAAUCUCUCUGUGAGGUCGCCCUUGGAAAUGCGUUCCUCCUCCAGGGUGGUGACUGUGCCGAGCUUUUCGAGUAUUGCGAAGCAGACGCCAUUGAGAGCAAGAUCAAGCUAUUGCUGCAAAUGAGUCUGAUUCUCAUCUGGGGCAUGAACCUUCCUGUUGUCCGUGUGGCUAGGAUCGCAGGCCAAUUUGCCAAACCCCGAUCAAGCCCAAUGGAGAAUCAUGAUGGACGGCAAAUACAUUCAUUUCGAGGUGACAUCCUCAAUGGAUACUCAGUCGAUGAGAGGACCCCGGAUCCUACACGUCUUGUCUCCGCAUAUAUGCACUCAGCGGCAACCUUGAACUUCAUCAGAGGAGCACUCUCUUCUGGAAUUGCAGACCUCCAUAACCCCUUAGAUUGGGAACUUGGACACGUGAAAGACCAGGCCAUUAAGGCGAAGUAUGAGCGGAUCGUCGAAAGUAUCACGGAAAGUCUUCGAUUUAUGCGGACUGUAGGUGCCGAUAGCACGGCAAGUGCACUGGAAACUGUUGAUCUGUACACGAGCCAUGAAGCACUCCUGUUGGACUACGAGCAAAGCUUGACGAGACGUCUUCAGUUUCAUCCUCAGACUAAGUCCCAAUCAAAGAUCGAGACGCAGCAUACUCAGCCCAAUGGUCACAGUGCAGUCCCACGCCACGAUGAUCUUAAAGGUUGGUUCAAUACUUCUGCCCACUUCCUCUGGAUUGGCGACCGUACUCGCCAGCUUGAUGGCGCCCAUAUCGAAUACAUCCGUGGUAUUGAGAAUCCUAUUGGUAUCAAGGUGGGCCCAACCUUGCAGGCUGCUGAACUGGUGGCCCUCCUUGAUGCUGUCAAUCCAACCAAAUCUAUCGGAAAAGUCACGCUCAUCACACGCUACGGAGAGAAACACGUCGAUCUCUUACUUCCGGGCCAUAUUCAGGCCGUUCGCGACAGCGGUCACACUGUCGUAUGGCAGUGUGAUCCAAUGCAUGGCAACACCCUUUCGACACCUUCUGGCAUCAAGACUAGACACUUUAGCAGUAUUCUGGAUGAGGUCAGGAGCGCGUUGCGCAUCCACAAGGAGCAAGGAAGUUUCCUAGGUGGGGUGCAUCUGGAACUCACCGGCGAAGCUGUGACCGAGUGCGUAGGUGGUAGCGAAGGGUUGACUGAAGACGAUCUGAAUCUCAAUUACACUACUUACUGUGACCCAAGGUUGAACGAGAAGCAGGCGCUCGAGCUGGCUUUUCUGGUCGCUGGCCACUAUCGUGACCGCUAG
Messenger RNA from Bacidia gigantensis, 1446 nucleotides. It is a transcript of the gene ARO8, whose product is annotated as Aromatic/aminoadipate aminotransferase 1. The transcript has a single exon. Gene Ontology annotation, biological process: aromatic amino acid biosynthetic process. Gene Ontology annotation, molecular function: 3-deoxy-7-phosphoheptulonate synthase activity. Lineage: Eukaryota; Fungi; Ascomycota; Lecanoromycetes; Lecanorales; Ramalinaceae. The record is from RefSeq and is a predicted model, not a curated record. Bases 1 to 1446 code for a protein of 481 amino acids.